Messenger RNA from Hemicordylus capensis (graceful crag lizard), 1827 nucleotides. Its product is annotated as schlafen family member 8-like. Lineage: Eukaryota; Metazoa; Chordata; Lepidosauria; Squamata; Cordylidae. The record is from RefSeq and is a predicted model, not a curated record.
AAGAGAUUGACGGCUGCUGAAUGGAUUCCACAGAUCGUGGUGGAAGACCCAGAUGUUUCAAAGCUGGCCAAACUUCACAAAGGAGCUGAGUCUAUUGGACGGGACUCCGAUUAUCAAGCCGGUCUACUCAAACCGAGACCUCAACAGCUUGGAUGAACUGCAGCAACACCUCUUUCCGGUGAGCUCAGACAGGGUAAUGUUCAUCCCUCAAUCUCUUUGCAACGAGUUAUUCUCUGAAAACCCCAAACUGAAAGACUUGAUAAAAAGCAAAAUCCCCUCAUCAGCUCAGGGGACGCUGAUGUUUUCCAGAAGCUGGACUGUGGACGUUGGCUUGCCCAAGAACCCGGCGAUUAUAUGUGACACCCUCCUGAUCACUGCAGGAAGCCACCCCUAUCUUUUCACUGUACUUGUCUCCUCCUCGGAAGCAUACGGACAUGUAAGACACACAGCCCGGCUGUUGAAGCACAAGCUGGUCAACGUUGGGGGAUACUCUGAGAAGAUCUGUGUGAUCCCAUGGAUCCUGUGUCUGUCUGAUGAUGCCGGCUCAGAAUACCCCCAAACCUACAAGUUAAAGCAAGAGCACCUCCCCAGUUUGCGGAAGUCACUUAUCGUUUUGCUCAGUUUCACCUCUUUCUUAAGCGACCAGGUUGGGGUUGCGUUUCUGAACCUCUUGACCCUUGAGCAGUACGAAAAGCUUUCUGAGAACCUGAAGAAGACCCUGCACCAGUUCAUCUAUGGCCUGCCCGGGAGUGGGAAGACCAUUGUGACCUUGAAGAUCAUGGAGAAAAUCAAGAACGUUUUCAACUGCCAGCCCCACGAGAUCCUCUACAUUUGCGAAAAUGCGCCACUACGGGACUUCGUGGGGAAGAAAAUGUCCAGAGCUGUGACCAGAUCUGUUUUCAUGACGGAAGAAUUCCCAGACAUCAGGCACAUAGUUGUGGAUGAAGCUCAGAAUUUCUGUGUAGAAGACGGCGGGUGGUACGAGAAAGCUAGCCAGAUGUUCAGCCUCGAUGGUACUUCUCCUAGGAUCUUCUGGAUUUUUAUGGACUAUUGGCAACUGAGCCACCGUUAUGUGACUGGUCUCCCACCUCUCCAUGCCCAGUAUCCUCAGGACCACCUCACCACUGGAGUCCGGAACGCUGCUGAGAUCUAUAAAAUCACGGAUGGAGAGAGGAAAAGGAUUGUAGAAAAUACCAAACUGCAAAUUCCUCACCAGAAAUUCAGAAGGCUGCUAAGCGAAGCCAGCUGUGGCCACCCCAUGGCAGGUUUCUGUGAGACAAAGCAAGGUCUGAGGAGAGGAGAAAUGGCAAAUUAUGUGGCUGAGCAAUGUUGGAAAUAUCUGAGAAGGGGCUACUCCAAGAAAGAUAUUUCCAUUCUCUGCAGCACAAAAGAAACCACGGCAGCCUUUCGAAGCGUCUUAGUCCAGGAGAUGAGAAAGUUCCGUCUGGAUCCCUGGUUUGUGAAAGCCAAUGAGAUCCUCCUGGAUGAGAUUGUCCUCGACAGCAUUCGCCGUUUUUCCGGCCUGGAGCGGCCCAUCGUCUUUGGGAUUAAUCCAGUCCCUGCCCACGAGGAAGUUUCACACAAUCUCCUGCUCUGCGUGGCCUCGAGAGCGAAUCAGCGUCUUCAUUUACUGUAUCAGGGGUUCCCAAGAGGGGUAUUUGAAGGGCUUCCAGGGGCUGCAUUAUUUGUUCCCUCUCUGAGGAUCACCAGCUGGAAGCCGAUGUGUCCACUGCAGAAGGGGAGGGAGAAGACCCUCCUUCUCUGCUCCUGAUUGGCUGCCUACAUGCUGAAGCUCAGUGGUCGGGAUGUGCCCGAAUCAUUUCUGGC